This is a messenger RNA of Hevea brasiliensis (rubber tree), 4019 nucleotides long. RefSeq names its product LRR receptor-like serine/threonine-protein kinase RGI5. Gene Ontology annotation, biological process: protein phosphorylation. Bases 546 to 3791 code for a protein of 1081 amino acids. Gene Ontology annotation, molecular function: ATP binding; protein kinase activity; protein binding. The transcript has 2 exons. The record is from RefSeq and is a predicted model, not a curated record. Lineage: Eukaryota; Viridiplantae; Streptophyta; Magnoliopsida; Malpighiales; Euphorbiaceae.
GUUAGCAGCGAGCCCAGUGAGCUCCAAUCUCGAAGGCAGCCAACACCCCCACCGUCGCUGCCGCUACAACCACCAUCGAAACCCAGAAAACAUUCAAGUAAACUACAUGGCCACCAUUGAUAAAAUAUGCAGAGAAUGAACUUGAAAGCCUGUCAUUUUGUUAACAUCAAUAUAUAUCACCAUCAACGGAAGCACAGCACCAGCACCAGUAAGAGCCCAACGCCACCGGUCGCCACCAUUAAUGUUAGUCUGGUAACAUUAUUUCACCACUAAAUUGGGAGUGUUUGACUAUAUUCAACAUAUCUUCCACUGAAGAUUCAAUGGCGCUUAGCUUUUUGAAUAGUUCGCAUGCAUGGUUUUAACCUUUAGUGUAAAACUGAAGCAUCCUUCUCUCCACAAGAGCCUCUCUCACAUGCAUUUUGUCUCCUAAGAUUAGACCUCCUCCUCUGCAACACCACCAUCAUCAUCACUAUCAAAACAAACCAGAAAAAGGAGCUCCCUUUUAUCAGCCCAAGAUUUUCUUAGUUGAGGACUUGCCUCCUGAUAUGGAGAAGCCAAGCCAUUCUGUCUUGUUCUGUUUAAUCUUGGUAAUGUUAACCAUGCCCAAAACAUUAGUACUUUUUGUUACUUCUCUAUCUCCUGAUGGAGAAGCUCUUCUUUCUCUUCUCUCAGCACCUGACCCAUCUGCAAAAGCAUCCUCUUCUGUUCUUUCCUCUUGGAACCCAUCAAGUCCAACGCCCUGUUCAUGGCAAGGAAUUACAUGUUCGCCUCAAAAUAGAGUCAUUUCUCUUUCUCUGCCUAACACAUUCCUCAAUCUAUCUUCACUGCCUUCAGAACUCUCUUCUCUUACUUCUCUGCAACUUCUCAAUCUCUCCUCUACCAAUAUCUCUGGUACUAUCCCUCCCUCCUUUGGCCAACUCAUGCGUCUUAGGCUUUUAGACCUCUCCUCUAACUCUCUUUCAGGUUCUAUACCGCAACAACUUGGUCUCCUCUCUUCACUUCAGUUCCUUUACUUGAACUCUAAUAGAUUAUCUGGUAGAAUACCUCCACAACUAGCAAACCUUACUUCUUUACAAGUUUUUUGUCUGCAAGAUAAUCUCCUUAAUGGCUCAAUACCAUCCCAAUUGGGUUCUUUAAUCUCUCUCCAGCAAUUUAGAGUGGGUGGAAAUCCUUAUCUAACUGGAGAGAUACCACCACAAUUAGGACUAUUAACCAAUCUCACAACAUUUGGAGUUGCUGCAACCGGGCUUUCUGGUGUGAUACCACCUACAUUUGGGAACUUGAUUAAUCUUCAAACUUUAGCUCUUUAUGAUACAGAGGUGUUUGGUUCUAUACUACCUGAGCUUGGUUUGUGUUCAGAGUUGAGGAACUUGUAUUUGCACAUGAAUAAGCUCACAGGCUCCAUCCCUCCUAAGCUGGGUAAGUUGCAGAAACUUACUAGCUUGCUUCUAUGGGGCAAUGCACUCUCUGGACCUAUCCCAGCUGAGAUUUCAAAUUGUUCAUCUCUGGUUGUGCUUGAUGCUUCAGCUAAUGAUCUUUCUGGAGAAAUUCCUAGUGAUUUAGGGAAGUUAGUGGUUCUUGAGCAGCUUCACUUGUCUGAUAAUUCAUUUACCGGUGUGAUUCCCUGGCAGUUAAGUAAUUGCACAAGUCUAACGGCUAUUCAGCUAGAUAAGAACCGAUUAUCAGGCGCAAUUCCAUGGCAGGUUGGGGAAUUGAUGCAUUUGCAAAAUUUCUUCUUGUGGGGCAACUCAGUUUCUGGUACCGUACCAGCCUCUUUUGGUAACUGCACUGAAUUAUAUGCUCUUGAUCUUUCAAGAAACAAGCUUGCAGGUACAAUCCCAGAUGAGAUUUUUGGUUUGAAGAAAUUAAGCAAGCUUCUGCUUCUAGGGAAUUCAAUAUCAGGAGGGUUGCCGCGAAGUGUUGCAAGCUGUCAGUCUCUGGUGAGAUUGAGGCUUGGAGAAAACCAACUUUCAGGUCAGAUUCCAAAAGAGAUAGGCCAGCUGCAGAAUUUGGUCUUUCUUGACUUGUACAUGAAUCAGUUCUCUGGUUCCAUCCCGACGGAGAUUGCCAACAUCACAGUUCUUGAGCUCCUGGAUGUGCACAAUAACCACUUUACUGGGGAGAUACCAUCUCAGCUAGGGGAGCUAGUGAAUUUGGAGCUACUUGAUCUUAGCAGAAACAGUUUCACAGGCGAAAUUCCGGGGAGUUUUGGAAAAUUGAGUUACUUGAGCAAGUUGAUUCUCAACAAUAAUCUGCUAUCAGGUGCAAUUUCAGGAUCCAUUAAGAAUUUGCAAAAGCUAACGCUGCUUGAUUUGAGCUACAACAGCUUCUCUGGUCCUAUCCCACCAGAAAUUGGUUAUUUGACUAGCUUAACCAUCAGUUUGGACUUGAGCUCAAAUGCAUUUAAUGGAGAACUCCCUGAGACAAUGUCGAGUUUGACCCUGUUGCAAUCAAUUGAUCUUUCUCAUAAUUUGCUUUAUGGAAAGAUUAAUGUUCUUGGUUCUCUUACUAGCCUCACUUCCCUUAAUAUCUCUUGCAACAACUUUUCAGGUCCUAUUCCUGUAACACCAUUUUUCAGAACUGUGUCUUCGAAUUCAUACCUCCAAAACCCAAAUCUUUGUGAAUCCACAGAUGGGUCUAGUUGUUCAUCAAGAGUUAUAAGGAGAAAUGCACUGAAAUCGGCCAAAACUGUAGCAUUCGUUUCUGUGAUUCUGGCUUCAGUGAUCAUGGCAGUUCUCGCUUCAUGGAUUUUACACAGUCGGAACCAUAAGUAUACAAUGGAGAAAGCGUCAGGAGCAUCGGCCUCUUCAUCAGGGGCUAGAGAUUUCUCGUAUCCGUGGACUUUUAUCCCAUUUCAAAAGCUCAACUUCUCCAUUGGGAACAUUUUAGAGUGUUUGAGAGAUGAAAAUGUGAUUGGGAAAGGCUAUUCUGGUGUUGUCUAUAAGGCUGAAAUGCCUAAUGGGGAGUUGAUUGCAGUAAAAAAGCUUUGGAAAACAAAACGAGAAGAUGAAGCAGUGGAUUCAUUUGCAGCAGAAAUUCAAAUUCUAGAACACAUUCGACAUCGGAAUAUUGUGAAGCUCUUGGGCUAUUGUUCCAAUAGAAGUUUCAAGCUCCUUCUCUACAACUACAUUCCGAAUGGUAAUCUGCAACAGCUGUUGCAAGGGAAUAGAAAUUUGGAUUGGGAAACAAGGUACAAGAUUGCAGUAGGAUCAGCUCAAGGUCUAGCUUAUCUUCAUCAUGAUUGUGUGCCUGCAAUACUUCACAGAGAUGUUAAGUGCAAUAACAUACUUCUAGAUUCCAAGUUCGAGGCUUAUUUAGCAGACUUUGGCCUGGCCAAGCUGAUGAACUCUCCAAAUUAUCAUCAAGCCAUAUCCAGAGUUGCUGGAUCUUAUGGUUAUAUUGCCCCAGAGUAUGGAUACAGCAUGAACAUAACAGAAAAGAGUGAUGUUUAUAGUUAUGGAGUGGUGUUGCUAGAGAUUCUAAGUGGUCGCAGUGCUGUGGAAUCUGAAGUUGGAGAUGGGCUACACAUAGUUGAGUGGGUGAAGAGAAAGAUGGCGAGUUUUGAACCAGCUACUUCAAUACUAGAUGCAAAGCUUCAAGGUUUACCAGAUCAGAUGGUUCAAGAAAUGCUUCAAACACUAGGAAUUGCAAUGUUUUGCGUCAACUCCUCACCAGCAGAGCGGCCCACCAUGAAGGAAGUAGUGGCAUUGUUAAUGGAGGUGAAGAGCCCACCGGAAGAAUGGGGAAAGUCAUCUCAACCUCUGAUAAAAAAGCCCUCAAAUCAAAGUUGAAAUAAAGUUCUUUAUUUUUUGUCUUUUGUAAUUAUAUUUUCUUUCAAGGACAUCAAUGAUUGAUUGCUCUUUUCUAUAGCAAGAAGAAAAAAGAGGAGUGCAUAUUUUGAGAAAAAUGAGAGGAGGAAGAGCUUUGGGUGGUGCUAUUGUUGGAUUAGAUGAAGGUCUUGGGCUUCUUUGUACAGUUUUAGAAACAACUGUGGUUGAAUUGUUUCAUGAUUCAUCUUU